ACAAAAUUAUUUAUCUCUUAUUGCACUUUUAAUCAGCUUAUGUCACGGUUCACGUACUGGAGACCCACUCUAUCUCGCGCUGUUGUACAGGUUGAGACUGCAGUUAGGGGACUUCUGGUAUACUUCUAGAAGUUAUUGAUCGAUUGAAGAGAUCUUGAAUUGAGAAAAUGGGUUACAUAUGUGAUUUUUGUGGAGACCAAAGAUCCAUUGUCUAUUGCCGGUCUGAUGCAGCAUGUUUGUGUUUAUCAUGUGAUCGAAAUGUACAUUCAGCUAAUGCUUUAUCCAAACGUCAUUCAAGGACACUAUUAUGUGAGAGAUGUAAUUCACAGCCAGCAUUAGUUAGGUGUGCUGAAGAGAGGGUCUCUUUCUGCCAGAAUUGUGAUUGGCUGGGUCAUGGAACCUCUACAUCAGAUUCUACACAUAAGAGGCAAACGAUCAAUUGUUAUUCUGGUUGCCCUUCAGCUUCUGAGCUGUCUUCUAUUUGGUCAUUUGUUUUAGACUUUCCAUCUGUCAGUCAAUCUGCUUGUGAGCAGGAAUUGGGUCUGAUGAGUAUUACCGAUAGCAGCAUGAAGAAUAUCUGGGGAAAUAAUGAAGAUGCUAUCACCCAAAAUGCAUCAGGUGGUGGUGUUGAGAGCAAUAAUAUGCGAGAUGCUGAUAAGUCAAGUGUUUGGGUUGGGUCUUCUUCCUUGCCUGGAUUUACCUCUUCAGCACAGAAUCUUGAACAAGCGCCCGAAUCAGCUAAUAAUGCAUCUUUACCCAAGUUAUACUGUCCUGGAACAAAUGGUCCUCCAUUCUGUGAAGAUAAUGAUCUCUAUGAGGACUUCAAUAUGGAUGAAAUGGAUCUGAAUCUUGAGAAUUAUGAAGAACUCUUUGGUGUAACUCUUAAUCAUUCAGAAGAGCUUUUAGAAAAUGGUGGGAUUGACAGCUUAUUUGGGACAAAGGAAAUGUCUGCUGCAGAUUCCAAUUGUCAAGGCGCUGUUGCUGCUGAGGGCUCGUCAGUUGGACUUGUAAACACAAUGCAGCCAACAUGUAGUAAUGCAGCAUCUGCCGAUUCCAUGAUGAGUACAAAAACGGAGCCUAUAAUUUGUUUCACAGCAAAGCAAGCACAUUCAAGCCUCUCUUUUUCUGGCCUUACUGGUGAUAGCAAUGCUGGUGAUUAUCAAGAUUGCGAUGCUUCUUCAAUGCUUCUCAUGGGGGAGCCUCCAUGGUGUACUCCGUGUCCUGAGACUUCCUUUACAUCAGCAAGCCGUAGUGAAGCAGUGAUGCGUUACAAGGAAAAGAAAAAGGCACGCAAGUUUGACAAGAGAGUUAGGUAUGCCUCUCGCAAAGCUAGGGCUGAUGUGAGAAAACGUGUGAAGGGGCGCUUCGUGAAAGCUGGUGAUGCUUAUGAUUAUGAUCCUCUCAGCCAAACCAGAAGCUGUUGAGUACAAUUUUUAACCAUGCUUUAAAAAAGGAAAGAAACAUGCAAUGUUUAUUGAAAAGAGUCUGUUAUUAUUGCCUAAACAAUGGAUGAGUUGAUGCAUGUUUUUACUGCAAAAUGACAAAGCUGCAUGGUUGUAUCUCAGGGGCGUAGGUUCUCAUGAGGAGAAAGCGGUGGAAGUAAAAAUCUCUGCUUUGCAAUGCUUCAACAAUAAAAUUCAAGUGCCGAUGACUGAUUUCCAUUACCAUAAAAGAUGGAUGGAUCAGGGCAGAUUCUGACCAGAGUGCUUGAGACUAUGCAAUAAUUAUUUCCACUAUAUCUUUAGGCAAGUUCACCUGCCCAAUUCUUUACCAGGAGGAUGCUUGGUGCUGCUUCAGCCAUAUCCAUGCUUCUUUAUCUCUACUGUUAAUCUUUCUUUUGCACGUCUGCACUCUGGCGAGUCUAUAAAGAAACUACCAUGGUGGGCAGCAGAUCUCACAGUUGCCUGAGUAUGGGGCAAAAAGCUUGAUAGCUGUAGUUUUAACUCUUGUUUUUAUUUGACAUGUAUAGCACAGAAUCUAUAUAUGCAAUUGAGAGAGAAUAUUAACGCCUGGUGGGAGAGCUGGGAUGAAGCCAGGCAAAGAAAUAUUUUUCUGUAUGGUUUUUCAUGGACGUACAUAGCUCAUGAUAUGAUCAUCGAAAUUGUAUAUGCAUAAAUAAGAGGAUGAGGAUGUAGCCUGUAGUGACUGUUACUUUUUUUUUUAACUUACCAUCAUUAUAAUAAAAUGCUAUAAUUUGUAACUAAUUAUUACAA
Molecule: messenger RNA, 2213 nt
Organism: Mangifera indica (mango)
Lineage: Eukaryota; Viridiplantae; Streptophyta; Magnoliopsida; Sapindales; Anacardiaceae
Product: zinc finger protein CONSTANS-LIKE 9-like
Exons: 5
Coding region: 168-1424 (418 amino acids)
Molecular function (GO): protein binding; zinc ion binding
Source: RefSeq, a predicted model, not a curated record